This is a messenger RNA of Acanthochromis polyacanthus (spiny chromis), 1721 nucleotides long. RefSeq lists its product as uncharacterized. Lineage: Eukaryota; Metazoa; Chordata; Actinopteri; Pomacentridae. The transcript is spliced from 7 exons. The coding region runs from base 377 to 1207 and encodes 276 amino acids. The record is from RefSeq and is a predicted model, not a curated record. Gene Ontology annotation, biological process: response to bacterium.
UGCCUGUAUAACCAGAGUGGCGACAACUGGGGAUUUGACGCCAUUUUGUUUCCAUUCACUCAAUAUGGGACGUGCAGCGUGAGGUGCACAUUCACGAAAACUAGCUAUUUGUGGAUUGCUUACUGAUUUCAAGACAUGUUUUGGACAAAAUAUUUUACUGGCUUGUUUUGUCUGGAUGUCCAAGGUUGGAUUAUGGCCAUUUUUUGUGGAAUAUUUUCAUCUGUGACCAGUUUUGAGCCUUCAAAGAUUACAGCCAUAGGAAGCGUCUAAAAAUCAACCUCAAAAAGACACUGAUGAAAGGAGGAACACCGACCUACACAAAGACAGCUGAGUUCCUGUUCUCACAUCUUUAGUUCGCACAUUUGAGUCUGUGAGGAUGAAGCUGAACACCUACUGCUGCCUGUUUGUCUGUGUUCGGGGCUGGAACGUCACCGCAGGUAAAAUCCACAGAGUAGUGAAUGACACAAACACUGUUACUCUGCCUUGUCAUCGCUCUGUGGAUGGUUCAGUGACGUGGAGCAGAGACACCAACGGAAGUAAAGUUGACCUGAUUAUUGCUUGUGGUACAGGAGACAAGAGACUCAAUGAUCCAAAGAAACGAUUUGCCUCAUUGGGAGAUGAAUUUAAGACACUGCGCAUUCUCAAAGCGUCUGUCUCAGACUCUGGAAGAUACUUCUGUAAUGACGAAGCAGCUGCAGAUCUGACAGUGAUCCCCUCAGGAACGAGGAUAGAAAAUGUGACAGAGGGAACCAGAGUCACUCUAAACUGUCCUCAUCCCAUCGGAGGAUCGCGUUUUCAGGAAUGGAGCAAACAAAUCGCCGGAAAACCACAAAGAAUCAGGCCUCGAGUUUCCACCGCAGACAAGACGUUGGUUCUAAUAGAUGCUAAGCCUGCCGACUCUGGAUUGUACUUCUGUGGUGAAAAAGCAGCCGCUUAUCUGGCUGUGAAUGAAGCCUCGCCACCACCUCCGUAUCUGCUGAUGGGAGUGGGCAUCUUCAUCCUGCUGAUAAUCAUCAUCUUCUACUUUACUCGGAGAUUCAAGCUGAAAAAACGAGAUUUACAUCACUCUGCUGGAGUAGAUGAAGCUGUAUACUACAUGAUAGACUGUCCAGAUGGAUCAAAGCACAACGACUGCACAUACGCCACCAUCCCUCAUCUGCCACAGACAGGAAACAGCACUGGUAAUGUUGGACUGUCCCCAGUUUAAUCACUGAAGUAUUUAUGAUUAAGUUCUGGAUUAAGAAUAUUUCAUUCCUUCUCACAGAGUCCUCAUAUUCCUUGCUUGGUCCCAGUUUUGCAAUAUAUAUUCUUUUUUUUUUUUACAGUUACUGGUAUUUUAAAAUACCAGAUUCUAAAGUGUCUAUUGUCACAUUAUUAAAGACCAAACUAUGAAAAAAUAAUGCAAUUAUUAUUUCAUGUGCAGGUUGUUGACAGCUGACGGAUGGCUGGAGAAAGCCAGAGUUAGGUGGUGUAGAAAUUACUUGGACAGAAAAAUGUGUAAUACAUAAAAAUGCAAUGUGUAAUGUAAUAAACGUUUGUUUUUGAAGUUGGGGGUAAAAUGGUUUAAAUGGAACCUUUAAGAAAAAAUCAUCCAAGAAACUUCCUGAUUCUCCUCAUGGUUUCCUGCUGACUGAAUGAAUUCAUCAGAACAUAAAUACUACAUUUGUUGUUCUACUUUGACUGUUUCCCAUUUUCCAUUAAUAAACAUUUCAGAACUUUCA